CCAAAAGUGGUCUCAAGUGAUGUCAUAUUGCCUUGAGUCAGUGCAGUGACAACAACUAACACCUUGGGCUUUUGGUACAUUGACACAGAGGUAUAGAUGGAGUCGUCACUUCCCGAAUGGGUGACAAAAGAAUUUUUUCAACAGAGUCUCCGUAAAGAAGAAGACAACAACAACAUUGUGGUAACAAACUUGACCACUUCAUCAGCUGUUCCUCCUGGCAACAACUACGGGAGCUUCAUCAUCAGAGUUGAGCUGGAGUGGAGAGUGGGCCAAGAUGAUUCUGUGGUGAAUACUUCAAGAUUCAUUGUCAAAAAUGAACUUACUGAAGGGCCGAUGAAAGAAUUAGUAACAGAACUUAAUCUGUUGGAACCUUCAUUCUACUAUAACUUUAUACCAAAAGCAAAAGAGUUCUGUGAUGUUAAUUUUGCUGCCAAAAGCUUCUUUUCUCCAAAAUCAACUGUGACAAUACUUGAAGACUUGAAAGAAAAAGGAUUUGUUAUGGCUGAUAGAACAAAGCUGUUAGACUUUGACCACUGCCGCCUCUAUAUGCUUGCAGCGGCUUCAUUUCACUCGGUGUCUGUUGCGGUUUUCAAAAAGCAUCCUGAAUUAUUGCAGCCUAUUAAAAAAGAAAUAAUGUUCUCGAAUGAUUCAAAUAUCCGAGAGCUGUUUAUAUCUCUAAUUAAUGGUGGGAUGAAUAGGUUAAUCAGAGAAAUGGAGAAACUGGUUACAAUGAAGGAAUUUCUCGACACAGUAAAAGACAUUACACCGCAUCUAUGGGAUAUUCUGGUUGAAACACACAAACCAAGUGGAGAAGUAAUUAAGACGAUCAAACAAGGAGAUCCAUGGAUAACCAACAUGAUGUUUAGGUACAAGAACGACACAGUGUGCGACAUCAAGAUCAUUGACUUCCAGGGGACUUCAUAUGGGUCACCUAUAUCUGAUUUGACGACGUUCCUUUGGUCUAGUGCAAAUUUUGAUGUGAAGAGAAACAGAUUGGACGAUUUGUACAGAAUAUAUCUUGACAGUUUUAACGAAAAUCUAAAGCAAUUCGACUGUGAUGAAAGACUAACAUAUGACCAGAUGAUGGCAGAGGUGCGAAGGUUUAGUCCAUUGGCUCUGUAUAUCUCUAGUUCUUGGCUGCCUGGUCUUGUACACCCAGAUCCGAUGGAUUUUUCUUUUUUCUCCUCUGAAGACCAGGAAUCUAAAGUUGAGAAUGUUUUUGCUAAAUAUUACAAUGAUGAAUAUUGUGCAAUGUUUCUUCCGAAAGUGUUGGAGUCUUUGGAAAUCAAUGGAAUUUUUAACUACCUGGUCGUUCACAGAAAGUAGUGGAGGUUUUCAUCUACAUUUUAAUCAUUUUUAACAUCAAUUUCAAAAUGAAAAGUUUUUUUUCGAAAACCAAAAUGACUUUCAUCAAAUUAAAAUAAAUGGCAAUAAAAGUAAUUAUUUUUUUACUGUAGCUGGUAGAUUUAUACCUCAGUGUCCGUUAAAUGUUUAAUAUUAGAUUUGUUUAAAUACGUAUUACUAUUUGUUAGCCUGACACAGGUAGGAUUAAAAAUUUAUAAACGGUCUGCUUCCAAUAUUUUUUAAAUUCUAAAUUUGCCAUUUGAUUAUUUUUUUUAAAUUGCACUUACAAUACUUAUAAUCCUUACUGAAGAUCCAAUCUAUUCUAUUGAAGACUUCAAUGAAAAAUGUGUCAAAAUUAAAAAAAUAAAUUAUAACGACUUUAAUAUUAUACAUAAGGUAAAAAUUAAUUAAUUAUCAUGUAGAUACAGACAAUAAAGUAUCUAUAUUAUUAAAAGAAUUUGUUGGAUUUUUGUGUGCAGCAAAUCGACCUCUUAAUAUACAGGGUUAGUAAAAAGUCUGGAGACCCCCUGUUAAUUUUUUAACGGCCUAUAAUCCGCUGCCAUUUUUGACUAGAUUGAGAUAGAGACCUCUAGUUUGCGUUGUUGGUUUUAUAUUACCAGGACCUUCAAAAUGAGGGGUCACUCGAUGGGUCUUACCAUUUGAAAGUUUUGAGUUUUGAUGUAGCACACCAAGUGGCGGUUAUGCCCAAAAAGUACUUCAUAACAUGCCAUAAAGGUGUGCUGAGUUUAGUUUUUCUAGUAUGGGCCGUUAAAAAAUUAACAGGGUGUCUCCAGACUUUUUACUAACCCUGUAUUUCUAUAUGCAUAUUGGGUAUCAAAUUAAAGCUCUUAUUCUCUAGAUGUGUCUUUUGCGGGUUUUGAUGAUAUCUUGUGAAAGCCCUUCGUCCCACAGGCUUUUAACAUUUCAGAGUUUGUGCUGAAUUCUGUUCUCAAUCAUCUGAACUGCUUCAAGUUUACAUUUGUUUAUAUCAAAAUAGAUGGCCAUAAUACAAUUUUGUUUACAUCCAUAUGAAAAUGGGGUUAUCUGUAGUUGAUGUUUCAGUGAAUUCAAGUAAAAUAUUGUAACGCUAUUUGUAUAACAUUUAAAGAAGAAAAUGACUUACCGGUACGUUUGAUUUUGUGUUAUGAUAGGAUUUUAUGUUUUCAAAGCAUGUUUUAUUUAUAAUUUAAGUAAAAUAUUGUAAUGUCAUUUGUUUAAAAUGUAAGUAAGAUAUUUUGUGUUUUCAUAUAGUAGCCUGUGUUUCUUUAGUCUUUGUAAUUUUACUGAUAUUUCUCGAAGAGAUCGUGCACACAAUGAAAUUAAUAGUGCACACAAUGGAAAUAAUAGGGAUAUGAUGAGAAAUAAUUGUUUUCACUCUUAUCAACUAUAUUAUAUCAAAUAUAUUACGGAUUUUGAAGUGACGCUGGCUGCUAGUAAUUAUUAUUAUUAUACAGUAGUUAUGGUGCCAAAAUAUGUAACAAACUACCAGCUGAAAUAUAGAAAUCAAUUUCUUUGAAUUCAAAGAAUCUUUUAGUAAUGCUCUUUGAUGAGGUAAUUUCAAGUUACUGUGCUUGAUAGAAGAAUAUCUGCAGGCUGUUUAAAUUUAAAAGUUUAGUUAUAUCAUCUCGUUUGUUUGUAGAUUUGUCAAGCAAAUUGGUGUUGUGUGAGAGUUGCAAAUAAACAAAAUGAAUAAAG
Macrosteles quadrilineatus (aster leafhopper) is the source of this 3039-nucleotide messenger RNA. RefSeq lists its product as uncharacterized. The transcript has 2 exons. NCBI's taxonomy places the organism in Eukaryota, Metazoa, Arthropoda, Insecta, Hemiptera, Cicadellidae. The coding region runs from base 97 to 1326 and encodes 409 amino acids. The record is from RefSeq and is a predicted model, not a curated record.